CCAUAUUCAACCUUGAAUAUGUCCGGUCUUCCUCGGGGCGUCCAUCCACCCAAGAAGGUUCCCACAAUGCGCCCCAGCACUCGCCCUCCACUGAACAUGCGCGGUCGCUCUGGCACACCUGCACUGAACGGUCGAGCCUCACCUACCGAUUCCGUCGCAUCUUUUGCAACCAACGCUUCACGAGCCCGAUCGCCAGCAACAUCGCAGGUUGGAGGAAAAAGGAAAGAAAGAGAUUUUGAGAAUGACGGCGGCGAAGAGACGAAUAUCAAUGUUGUUGUCCGGUGUCGAGGCCGUAAUGAUCGCGAGGUCCGCGAGAAUAGUGGCGUCGUGGUAUCGACAGAUGGAAUCAAGGGAAAGACCGUCGGCCUUUCCAUGGGCCCCAGUGCACUGAGUAACAAGACGUACUCCUUCGACAAGGUGUUUUCGCCCGCUGCAGAUCAGGGCAUUAUCUUCGAUGAAGUAGUUGCGCCUAUACUUGAUGAGGUACUAAGUGGCUUUAAUUGUACUAUCUUUGCGUAUGGCCAAACUGGAACUGGCAAAACAUAUACCAUGUCCGGCGACAUUUCCGACAUGCUUCCUCAGCCAGAUGCGGCUGGCAUCAUCCCGCGAGCUCUGUAUUCUUUAUUCAACAAACUCGAAAGUGAAGACUCAGAGCAUUCAGUGAAGUGUUCCUUCAUCGAAUUGUAUAAUGAAGAACUUCGGGAUCUCCUCUCGCCAGACGACGGUGUCAAGCUAAAAAUUUACGAAGACAACAGCAAGAAGGGUCACAGCUCCACGAUGGUCCAGGGCGUGGAAGAAUCGCACAUCAAGUCCGCCGCCAAAGGAAUUCAACUUCUACGCGAAGGAAGUCACAAGCGCCAAGUUGCAGCGACGAAAUGCAAUGACCUAAGUUCCCGAAGUCACACCGUUUUCACAGUCACAAUCUACAUCAAGCGAACAAGCGACACUGGAGAAGAUUUCAUUAGCGCCGGAAAACUCAACCUGGUCGAUUUGGCUGGCAGUGAGAACAUCCAACGCAGUGGAGCCGAGAACAAGCGCGCCGCAGAAGCAGGUCUCAUAAACAAGAGCUUGUUAACCCUAGGCCGUGUUAUCAAUGCCCUGGUCGAACGAGGAUCCCAUAUUCCGUAUCGAGAAUCCAAGUUGACGCGUCUUUUACAAGACUCCUUAGGCGGACGAACUAAGACGUGUAUCAUCGCCACAUUAUCACCAGCGAAGAGUAAUCUUGAGGAGACGAUUUCCACUCUGGAUUAUGCAUUCCGAGCGAAGAACAUCCGAAACAAGCCACAAAUCAAUCAGAUGGUCUCGAAGAAAACCCUUCUUAGAGAGUUCACAGGCGAGAUCGAGAAGUUGAAGAGCGAGCUCAUAGCAACCCGUCAACGUAAUGGUGUCUAUCUUACUCAAGAGUCGUAUGAAGAAAUCAUGACUGAAAGCGAGUCGAGAAGAAUUCUUAGCGAGGAGCAGCGCGACAAGAUUGAGACUAUGGAAGUGAACCUUCGAAACAAGGUUCAGGAGCUGUUCUCUCUUACAAGCAGCUUCAACAGCAUGAAGAAGGAUAACGACGCGACGAAAUUAGUUCUGGAGGGCACGAAGAGUCUGCUGGAGAAGACCGAAGUAGUUCUGGCACAUACCCGACAGAAUCUGGCUGACGAAACUACGAUGAGGAGAGCCCAUGAGAAGACAGAGGAGGAACUGGUUACCAUUGGCCACGACUUGAUAUCUGCCCUAGGGAAGACGACGACUGAUAUUGGUGGGCUGCACUCCAAGCUGCGCCGUAGAUCCGAUCUCCAAUCCGAAAACCGGAAGCACUGGACUUCGACGCAGUCCGAAGUUUCGGAAACGACACUUGUCGUGGAGAACCGCAUUGCUGAGUUCCAAGCUCAGCAAGACCAGUUGAUGCAAACUUUAGCAUUUCGGAUGCAAGGAUUUGUUCAGGAUGAGCUGUUGAAACUCGGAACUUCACAAGCGUUUCUACAGGAGAAGGUGAAGUCCUUCGAGUCUUCCAAAACGGAGGUGAAUGAACAAACUGCCAAGGCCAGAGAUGAUAUGAACGAAGUGCUGGAAGAGAUCAAGACGCUACGAGAAGAUGUCAAAGAGAAGGUUGGAGCUGGUCUCGAUGACCUAUCAGCUGCUGCUCAAAAGAUUUCUGCGGGAAUUGUGACGGAGCUGGACGCAUUCCAUACCCAGCUACACUCGUCAUAUAUUGGACUCGGCCGCGAUUUUAAGGAUACCUUCACGGACCUGAUCAAGCACCUCCAUGAACAACAAGCGGAGGCAGAUCAACUCCGACAACAAAUUGUGCAGGCAGAUACGGCUCUUUUGGCGGCCAACACAUCUGCGCAAGGUCGACUGUCGCAAAUAAUAGAAGAAGAGAAGCUCAAGGCUGCAGAGGAGCGGCAAAACCUUCUGACGCAGAUGACAUCCCUAAUAAACUCGACAGCGGAGGCACAAGAAAGUCGAUUCGCUGGCAAGAUGCUUAAUGUCAACGAAAGCAUCGAUUCUUCGCAUGCCGCUUAUCACAUCACACACAAUGCUUAUAACCAGGGCAUGGACAAUUGGGUAGGGAAGUCGAAAGAUAUCAUUGGUGGCGUAACGAAAUCAAGAGACAACGUGAAGGCGAAGAUCAAGGCCGACUUUUCCGCCGCAAACGACCACACGACCUCACUUCGUAACACCACGACGUCCGUUCAUGAUAGUACAGUGGAGAUUGUUUCUGCUCAGAAAGCACACAUGGAUACUCAACUCCAUUCCCUGGACGAGAUCGUGUCACGAGUCCGCGCCCAGAACAAUUCUCAUCACGCCGCUCACACCUCCUCGUUGGGCUCGUUGGCCGCCAAUGUGCAGUCAUCUUACUCCAGCAUCGACGAGCACUUUUCGACUUCAUUCGACCGCGUUAAAGAGCUCGACACCGACAUGGCAUCUCACACAUCCGCCCUCCAAUCUAUGCUCCCACAACUUGCCUCCGACGCAGAAAUACGCGCACCACUGCGAGACCUCCGUGCAGGAAUCGAAGACCAGACCUUGUUUGAGUACGUUCCUACCGGAGAGACUCCCCAACGCAUGCAGUACGCGUUUCCUUCUACACUACCUAGGACUGAACCACAUGACUCGUUGUUGUCGCGUCUCCGUGGCCGCCCGGAGUCAGGGUCAGACUCAAACCGUAGCCCGACUAAGGGAAUGGUUUUUAACGACCCUGUCUCUUCGCCUACAGAACUCAUUGGAUCAAAUCUUUUUGCCGCGUCUACAAACAUUCGACCUUCCAGUGCUACGAGUGCGGGCACAGCACCGAGUCUUCGGGAACUGGACGUGAAUAUUGUUACGGGCGACCUUUCAACCUCCGCUUCGGCAUCAACCCUUGCGACUCCCUCCGAGCUUGACAAAGUUUCCAUGCCCCCGCUCAAGCGGCAGAAUACGAAUGCAGGAGUAAUUGAUGGCGGCAUUAGCAAGCUGCCUAUGAAGUCAAUGAACAAGAAGGGCACGCGGAAGACGGUGGCGGGUGCAGGUAUGGGCCCGGGUGUCGGUGAUAGGGAGAACCUGCCCGUGGUCAACUUCAGUGCAAGCGUAGGGCCUGGAAGGAGGAGGCUCAGAAGUCACGAGAACUGAUAGAUUGGCGUAGGUUUGGAGCGGUGGAGGGCGUUGGUGGUUGUGGCGGUAAUUAAUAAUUGCAUGUUUGGCGGUUCUAUAAGGUUGCUGAUCGACCAAGGGCUUGAUACCCGGUUGGCUUGCGUUGUAUGGGAUCCUUUUUGUAGAAGACUGGAGUCUAUCCGCCUUCCUGGUUGGCGUUUCUCAUGGCGUGGUGUAGAUACUUCUGGAGAUUAAUUCAUUGGAGUGGACUUCUAUCUGGC
Mytilinidion resinicola is the source of this 3842-nucleotide messenger RNA. Its product is annotated as kinesin-domain-containing protein. Gene Ontology annotation, biological process: microtubule-based movement; mitotic spindle assembly. Gene Ontology annotation, cellular component: nucleus; spindle microtubule. The record is from RefSeq and is a predicted model, not a curated record. The transcript has 4 exons. Gene Ontology annotation, molecular function: plus-end-directed microtubule motor activity; ATP binding; microtubule binding. The coding region runs from base 19 to 3600 and encodes 1193 amino acids. Lineage: Eukaryota; Fungi; Ascomycota; Dothideomycetes; Mytilinidiales; Mytilinidiaceae.